Molecule: messenger RNA, 12153 nt
Organism: Columba livia (rock pigeon)
Lineage: Eukaryota; Metazoa; Chordata; Aves; Columbiformes; Columbidae
Gene: LZTS3
Product: leucine zipper tumor suppressor family member 3
Exons: 5
Coding region: 1779-3770 (663 amino acids)
Biological process (GO): regulation of dendritic spine morphogenesis
Cellular component (GO): dendritic spine
Source: RefSeq, a predicted model, not a curated record
UACAGGCUUCCCCUUCCCUUUCCACUUAUCUUUCUGUAAGAAGCUGAAAUUAUCUCAGAAAACUUGGUUUUGCCCCUUUUACACCAUUUCCAACCAGCCCCACCACCCCAGGAGGUGAUGACUUUUUUCCUCUAGCCAUACCAGCUCUCUGGCACCGCUGUCAACAAAAUGGAGAGCAACCAGAGCCCUAAAUACAGUGCAGGUGUAGGUCCUACCCCCCAAAAAAACAAACCCUGCAUGUUUUCAUUGUGUCAGUAAUUGCACGCUCAUUAAAACAGACGCAAACAAACCCGAUUAUUGAAGGUCAUGGACACACCUGUUGCCGCAAUCGGCGGCGGGGGGUGGAAUUUUUGACCUUCAGAUGCUUUUGCUGCCCGUCCUGGCCCGACCAUAUGCCCGGGAUGGAGCGUGUGCCAAGGCACUGCCUGGUUUUCGGGCUGUUUGCUGGAGCUUUCUCUGCCCAAGACCAGUGAUUGAUUUCCCUCUCGCAUGGCACAGUGCCCAGGUAUGUCUCCCAAAGGCCUUUGUUACUAGAGUGUUAACAAUCAACCUACUCAGGCAGAAACAGAGCCAGGCCUUCAUAAUCUCAGCUUAGUUAACCAUUCAGCUGCUUAUCUGAAAGCAAUUUUUCUUCCGUCUAACUGGAAGGCAUUCGCUAACUCAUUUGGGUAAAGCAAAUGUGAAGACGCAGGAGUUAUUUUAUGGAUUAUUAUAUUUACAACAGCAUCCAGGGGUCCCCCGGAGCUGCAGGAAACCUUGGUAGGAGAUGGCCAUGAAGAGUUGACCCACCAUAGCUGGGGAAAAGAAGAUCUCCCCCCUAGAUUUUCUGCAUCGGGCAUAAAAAUACUGUUGUCUCCAAGGCAGGGCUGCUGGGAGAAAGGUCCAGGGGCCACCACAGUUGGAUGGGACAGGGAGGUCACACACCAUGGAGAUGCUGGGGAGCCGGACCAUGGCACUAUUGGAUAUUAGGAAAUAUUUCUUCCCCAAAGGGCUGUGGGGCACUGGAACAGGCUGCCCAGAACAGUGGUGGAGUCACCAUCCCUGGAGGGUUGGACAGACGCAGAGAUGAGGUUCUCAAGGACAUUGGGUGGUGCCAGGGGUGGGUUAAUGGUUGGACUCGGUCAUCUUGGUGGUCUUUUCCAACCAAAAUGAUUCUAUGAUUCUAUGAAGUCCCAGUGUCCCCAGCCAGAGACGAGGCUGGCUGUACCAACGAGACACAACAACCCUCCUAGGUAAGGUUCUGGUGUGGAGAACCCUACCAGGAAGGGUGCUUUGAAUCGAUCCAGGCAGACACAGAAACUGUUUUGAGUUUUUAUUACCACAGUAAUGCUGGGAAAUGGGAAAUGAGCUCAGCGUUUGUUCUGGAAGGGUUCCCGUCUCCUCCUUUGUGUCUGCAGAAAGUCCCUUUGCUUGGGUUCCUGCAGGAACCACGGGGCUCUGGGGCAAGGGCAGCGCUCAGUGAGGGUUGGCUGUCAGCUCUCAGAGGUGGUGGCUGCUGUGAUGCAUGGACAGAUGGAUAUCACUUGGGAGCAAUUUGGAUAGAGAUGGUCUUCCUCAGGAGGUGGGAUGGACCCAGUGUCUUCUUGAGAACCUUGUGCACAUGGAGCGUGAGGUGGUCCUGGUGCAUCCUCCCGGCUGCAGACGCUGAACCGGACCAGAGAGGGCUGCGUGGAGGCAACAGCACCACUGCCUUUCCCUUGUGUGGAGCUGAGAUCUUCCAGCACAUCCCUCCCAUGGUGUGCCACUGACCUGUGCCUCCAUCUCAGCUCUGUGCUGCCAUGGCCACGCUAGAGACGCUGCCCGUUCUUAGUGACCCGACCUACCCCAGCCCGGAGAACUUCCACGGUUUUGCUCCCCGGCGAUCCCAACCCACCUCCCAGAGCAGCAUGGGGAGCGUGGGCAGUGGAGUUGCCAACGACCAAGAGUUCGCCAUGAAAAGUGUGGGGACACGGACGCAGAGCACCAGCCGGCAGACAGAGGGCUCUCGCAAUGGGUACUCCACGCGGGAGAUCUCCAACCGCUACUCCGGCGAGGAGAAGACGUACAAGUCGGAGAAGGUCUCCAAUUCCCUUUACAUCAACGGCGACCUGCGCAAGAGCGAGAAGGUGAAGAUGGACAUCUGUGGGAAUGUGACCACCAACAACGAGAAGAACAUGCCGCCUCCUCCCCAAUACCGAGAGCCCAGUAACCCACCAAAGAUAUUGCCAAUCUCCGGCAAACUCGACCAGAGCAAUGAGCCCUUAGUUAGACCCUCAGCCUUUAAACCAGUAGUUCCUAAAAACUUCCAUUCCAUGCAGAACCUCUGCCCGCCGCAGAGCAACGGGGUGACAGAGAACAGAAAGAGCUUGAACCAUGCCAACAGCAAUAGCCCGUCGGCGCCCAAAAGCGGACUCGACAAGAGCAGCCUUAACAGGACUACAAACCAGGUCGGAGGCCUUUCGGAUUCAGGCCGUAACUCGUUAACGAGCUUGCCCACGUACGGGACAGGUUACAGCCAGCACGUGGGUCCAAUGAGCGCCUCCACCAGCCACAUCAACCGCAUCGGUACAACCUACGUGGACAAGAACAUGGUGGGAUACAACGGGAUAUCUACCUCAGACAGUGGGCGGUCUUCGAGCAAGAGCACCUCUUCAUUCAACAGACUGAACCAUCUCAACGAAACGAUGCCUUUCCACUCACCUUCAACCGACGACAUCAUCCAAGACCUGGAAGAUCGGUUGUGGGAGAAGGAGCAGGAGGUCCUCCAGAUGCGAAGGAACUUGGACAAAAGUGAGGCAGCCAUCUUCCAAGUCUUUGAGGAGAAGCAGAAGAUCUGGGAGAGGGAAAUGGAGGACCUGAGGCAAAACUAUGCCAACAAACUGCAACAGGUCUCCAAAAAGGCGCAGCGGGCUCAGCAAGCAUUGCAGCUCCAGAUCUUCAAGCUCCAGCAAGAGAAAAAAAAACUCCAAGAUGAUAUGGGACAACUCCUGCAGCAACGAGAGGAGCUGGAGAAGAAAUUUGUGGCUUUCAAGAAGGAACAGGCUGAGUUUCUCCCAAAGAUUGAAGAGACCAAGUGGGAGGUGUGCCAGAAGGCAGGUGAGAUCUCCCUGCUCAAGCAGCAGCUGAAGGACUCCCAAGCAGAUGUCUCCCAGAAGCUGAACGAGAUCGUGGGACUGCGGACACAGCUUAAGGAAGGUAAGAACUUCCUACGGGAGAAGGAAGAGCAGAUCCUCACCCUGAAGGACUCCUACAGCUCCAAGAGCGUCAACCUGGAGAUCUGCGAGGGCGAACUGCAGCGGAAGAUGAGCGAGGUCCAGGUGCUGAGGGAAAAACUGAACCACUGUGAGCUGGAGGUCUCUGGCCUCAAACGGACACUUGCCAGCAUGGGACCUCCGGGGCCUUUUGGUGGGGACCUUGGUGAGAAGCUGCGGGACCCACUGGCUUGUGAGAGCGACGAAGCCAAGAUGCAGCGGCAGAGUGAGGACAGCGUCAACACGCUGAGGAAGGAGGUGGAGAGGCUCCAGACGGAGCUGAAGCUGGAGCGACAGCAGCGGGAGCAGCAGGUGAUGAACUUUGAGGAGGAACGGCGCACGUGGCAGGAAGAGAAGGAGAAAGUCAUCAAGUACCAGAAGCAACUACAGCUGAACUACGUGGAGAUGUACCAGAAGAACCAGCUUCUGGAGCACAAGGUGAACGAGAUGAACACAAAGGCCACCAGCCCCCCGCACACUGAGGAGAAGAAACCAUGGACUCCCUCCAGACUCGAGCGGAUAGAAUCCACCGAGAUCUGAGGUGGGACCAAGACAAUACAACGUAAUUAUUUUUUAUUGCUGUGCAUGUACUGACUACUCAAGCCAGUGAUCUUCCGAAGGAUAAUUCGCUACUGUAGGACCUGUGUGAGUCUGCUCACACCGAUCUCCACCACCCUUACUCUAUACUCCUGUGCUUUGUAGGUAAAAUAACUGUGGAUGUGCGUUGUUUUUCUAUCGAUAAUGCGACAUCUCUUUUGGUUUCUUCUUCCUAGUACAGCUGGUGAGCGUCAGUUGGCUCUUUUUUAAUCUGCCGUGACUGUUACUUCGUGAGAGGCUGCCAUCCCCUCUCCUACAAUUCACCCCUCUUCGGUUGGUUGUUUUGGAGGGUUAUAUUUGGUUUCUUUGGUUUUCCAAGCAUUUAUAUGUGCAGCAAAACAGUUUGAAGUGGCAGGUUGGUUUGGUUUUUGUUUUAAUUUUUUUAGGGUAUUUUUAGCCACAUUGGCUAAUGGAAAAAAGCUCUUGGGAUCAUGAGCAAUCUCACUGCUCUGCAUCAAGUAUCAUGUCUAGACGGUGGUCUUAGUGAAGUCAGUGGGAGGUUGGCCACUGAUUUCAGUGAAACCAGACAUAUCUCUACCAGACGACUCCCUCUUGCCAGCCCAUGACUACCAUGGUUGCAAGAGGUUAGGACAUCCCUGGAUGAGCCUGUAACAUAAGCCAACAAGGAAUGAUCACCCAGCAGGAGCCUCUUCGGAGGUUCAGCAGAACUGGACAUCUGCUGUGUUUUCAUUCCAUUGUGAUUUCCAGUUCCACUUCUCUCCUGGGUUGUGACCAACUCUGGGAGCAGAAACACCCUCCCACCUCUGCCUUUGUCCCCCUAUUCUUACCAUACACUCAAGUUGGCUACAGCAAGGAAAGAACUUGGAAAUCCAAGCUAGCGUCCCUUCCCAAGAGCCCUUUUUCUUCCCAAAGUCAAUGGAAUCAAGGUUUGGGGAAGCCUCCAAACCUGCGGGAUGUUUAUGCAAACUGAAGCUUUAGCAAUUUGCCUCAACAAGGGGCAACUGUGCUACCCCAUUGCCACACGAGUGAUGCUUCGAUGCACUUUCCUGGUCCAGGGUCUACUUAAAAAUUGUCAUCCAAGCUUCACUCAGCAGUUGCAGUGAGCACAUAUCAGCAUUAUCGUUACAUCACUUUUAGUGCAGCACCCAUAGUCAUCCCAUCUGGCAUCACACAUUCCAGGGACAGAGAUAAUACAGACCUAGCUUAAGAAAAUAUUCAGCUACUAACUCUGAGCAGGAGAGCAGUGAUAAGAAGGGAAAAAUGGUUAAGGUGAUGCAAGUGCUUAUGCCCUGGCAGAAUAAUAAUCAAAUCCUAUAGGCACAGUCACCAAGAAGGGUGCAGGCACCAAAAACCAGCAUUCAGCUUUAAAAGGUGGGCAAGGUGGGUCUGGUUCUCCCUUUUGUGGACACUUUUUUUAGCAUGACCCACAGCAAAGUGUAAAAAAUAUUGCAAAGUGGAGUUGGCACUGACUGGACAGUGGCCAAAGGACAAAUGCAAGUGGGAAUUUCAGCUCUUUGUCCUCGGGAGCAGCUAGAAGAACAAAACUAGAAUUAGCCCUGGGAUGUCAUGGGAUGUCUGUGUGCCCACGGAGUUUGACCAGAUCACAUUUCACCUGCAUACCAAGGAAGAACCUCAGGGCAUUGAGGGGCUGAAGACCUUCCAAGCAAAAGCCCUGAAGGUACUCAUUUUCCACAUUCCCUUCCCCGAAAGCUCCUCCCUCCCCAUCACCAGGUCUGACCUUCAAGCUGGCAUCAGACGUGGUUGUGGUGAGCUCCAGACUGAGCAAAGAGGCUGAGCAGGAGAGAGGAGACUCCAGUUAGUCCCACCAAUCUCCAGCCAAGGUCAACAGACAAUAUUACUGAGCAGAAACUGUUGGUGGCUGGCAGUGAUCCCUGGAGCCAUAGAAAAUGGAGAUAUGUGAUGAGGCCAGAGCAUUUCAAGACGCUGGUUGAGGGCACCUGGCUUUUCUCACUGCUUCUGCCUGUGUCUUUGGAACUGGAGGAAGACAUAACCCAACAGUCUGACUUUGCCAAGCCAAGGGAGACAUCCACAUGUGCUCUGCAAACUCACACUUGGCCAAGCAAAUCUGAAGCUUCCUCUACUUCAUACACUGGGCCUUCGAGAUGGAGUCAAACAUCCCACAAUGUUAGGGUUGAGGGAGACCUGGUGCCCUGUGUCAUCUCGGCUUUCUGUAUCUCUCUUUCCACAUCAGAUAAACCCACACUGUCUUCCUUCCCAAAGGACUUGUGAGGCACCUGUGUCUGUGAAGGGCUUUGCAGUCCUUGGGCAAAAUGGAAAAGCACUGAGGAACUGCAAGAGGCUCAGUCUCAGACGGUGUUUUUGAAGCCACCACAUGAAAAGCAAACCCAACAGCAAGUGCCCUAGCCACAAGAUGGGUCCAAUAACCUGGAGGGUCACCUCCAACUUUGCUCCUCUUGGCUCUGCUGAUGUUGAGGUUGGUUUCCCACUAACCAUCGCAGAAAACAGUGUUUCAGUUGGUAGCUCAAGGACACCCAGAGUGACUGAGUUUCAAGGAGCUGCUGUUGAGGAGGUUGUACACCACAGUUUCCCGCUGCGUUAACGCUCAAGAGGAACAGACAUCGGCAUCUCCAUGUAGGACAGCUUCUACCAGAGCUCCUUGCUAAUCCAUAGGCAGGAGGAGCUUAUCUGACCUCCUCAAAUUCCUGGCUCCAGUCAGCAGCAGUCAGCCAAGUCCUCCAGCAUGACAGGUUUGCUCCAUCAUCUUUUUCCUACAUAUAUUUUUGCAGUGGUGCCAGGAAUGAAUGUAUCUUGAUGGACCCAGUGAAACCUCAAGGCACACAUGUUCUGGACGGCCUCACAGUGCAUCCAUCAGGGAUUGCAGAGCUCCUUGGGAUGGAGCAGGAGCAGCAAGGAGAGAUUCUCCACCUUGGAGGAGGGAAAGUACACUCCUUUCACCUUGAUCACUUUGAUCUAGAGUUUCCACCCAGAUCUGAGCAACCUUGGUUAUGGACAUUCCCUGGAUGACAUGAGAGCAUUGCAGAUACCCAUUAAAGACACUGUGCUGCUGACGGUGGUUUUCCCUCUCUUGGGAUUCACACAGCAUCCCCAAACACUCAGCUGUCCUGCAGAAACCACCCCACUAUGCUACUGUGACGUGAAAUACACAUUUUUGGCAAGUGCUCCCAGCCAAACUGCCAUGAAAGAUUGUUGCUCUUCAGGAAUCCUCCCUACAACUGGACACACUGCUCCCCAUCACAUCCUCUCCCAUGUGCUACCAAUGCAGCCACAAGCUGGUAACCAGUCUCUCUUGGAGUUGACUGCCCUUUGCUCAGCAGAGAUGGAGCAAAAUGCUGGUGGGACACCUGUGUUCCUGUUGUUUGUGCCCACCUGGACCCAGAUGGAAGCUCACCUAGCUCUUUCCAGACCUUAACACUUUUACGCACUGACUGGAUGAAGUCUCCCAUCAUAAGCUUGGUCUUCAUUGAGGCCCUGGGGUCUUAACCUUGGAGUAAGAUAGCACAGGGUCCCAGACUGGUGUUUUGAUGACAUAUCCUGGGAACGGCCAAGGAGGCUGACAUAUUGUCUCUUGGAGGCUCAGAAAGGGCUGAUAAGAUGCUUCUGUCCCAUGAAAUUCAACUCGGAGUUCAGUCUUGAUCAUAACCCAUCUGCCACCUCCACCUUUGCGCACCCAGUUCUGGAGCUGAUGGGAUUCAGUGUGAUGCAGUUGCUCAUGUGUAAUUCUCCAAGUUCUGCCCUCAAUAUCUUGCACGUGGUCAGUGUCUCUACUGAAACAACAGGUCACGUUUAACUUGUCGUUGGCCAUCAGCAAAAUCCGUGGUCAUGAGGGUCUCAGGUCAGCUGCCCACACAAGGGGUCAAGACACAUUAGAGAUGCUCUGAGACACCUGACACAUGGGCUGGCCAAGAUGAAACAACAGCCAAGCCAGUGGUGGAAGACCUGGAGCAUUUCUAGUGGCACAUCACCCACGUGUGGGCAACUGAGUCAUGCUCCAAGCAUAUCCACAUGGCUGUUAUGUGAACAAACAGGGGACACUGAUCAGCUCCAGCAGUUUCCAUCCAUGAGGAUUUGGGCUGAGCAGGCCCUCCUGGUGCCACCAAAGGUCUAAGCGGCCCCUCUUCCCACCUGCUGCGAGUGGGGUUGCUUUGCUCCACCAUCAUUUCAAGGUUGCUAUAAGAUGCCAACCCAGCUGCGCUGGUUCCCCUCGUGCAGCCAACACUCCCGUCUCACCCUGGGUGCGAACGCCACAACCAUCACACGUUGUUGUGCUUCACACAGUCCCACUGAGUUUCUGCCACCGUCUCGUGGCAGCCGGCUGCACUGCUCCUGCUGUCGCUGGCAUCGUGCCGGUGGGAGAUCACCUCCGGGUUUUCGCACUCAAGAGAGGAAUCGAAUUGUUGCUUUCACACUGCUACGUUAUAUGGAGAGAAGUGUACUUGGAUGUAAAUAACAGCCCAGCUCUGUAUAUACAAUGAUUAAAUGAAGAGACAAGAAAGAUCUGUGGCUUCUAUAUCGGUGAAUGGGAUUGAGAGCAGCAGCUGAGGCUGCGCUCAAGCGCUGAGUGCUACGUGGAGGGUGCUCAGCACCCCUUGAGCUGCUGUUGGUUGCAGUGGAAAUGGGGGGCUCAGCAUCUCUCAGGAAGGCAAUCCACUUGGGAUGGACUCCCUGGUGACACUGUCCUGCUUCAAUGCUUUCUGUCAUCCUCAGCCAGGAUUUGCAGUCAUCCCCUGGUUAAGGCUGAAGUCCCUUCUGCCCAUCACAGACUGGUUGGGGUUGAAGGGACCUCUGGAGAUCAUCCAGUCCAACCCACCUGCUCAUGCAGGGUCACCAGAGCAGAUCACACAGGGUCGUGUCCAGGCGGGUUUGAAUGUCUCAGAGAAGGAGACUCCACAACCUCUCUGGGCAGCCUGGGCCAGGCUCUGGCACCUCACAGGAAAGGAGUUUCUCCUUAUAUUCAGAUGGAACCUCCUGUGUUUCAGUCUGUGCCCAUUGCCCCUCAUCCUGUCAUUGGGCACCACUGAACAGAGUCUGGUCCAUCCUCUUGACACCCACCCUGGAGAUAUUUAUCAGCAUUUAUGAGAUUCCCUCUUAUCUUCUUUUCUCCAGGCUGAACAGCCCCAACUCUCUCUGUCUUUCCUCACAAAAAAGCUGCUCUAUGCCCCUCAUCAUCUUUGUAGCCACCACUGGACUCCCUCCAGUAAUUCCUCAUCCUUCUUAAACUGGGAAGCCCAGAACUGGACCAAGUACUCCAGAUGCAGCCUCAUAAGGGCAACCUCCUGUCCCCCCAAACCUCCUUGCAGACAGUGGCUCCCAGCAGUGAUCUCCUUGAGCCCUGAGCUCUGCCCAUGGAAAGGACCAACCCACCCCACUCCUGCCCCUCGCAGUGGCACUUUAUAGCUUGCUCAAGACAGCGAGCUCACAAGCAACACAACCAAAGAUCUCUGGAGCGCAUUGGACUGCACACUUGGAGCUGCCUCCUGACUUUUCUGGGGAGAGAUGAGGCUGGUGGGGGCUCAGAAGGGGGAAUGAGAGCUGGCAGGGGACAGCAGAGGGCUUGGGUUUCCCUGUGUCCCACCUGGGAACAUCUGCAUGGCCAUGAGAGGCCUUUCCUGUGCUAGACAGGACGGGGUAGAAAGGAGUUCCUGGGUAAGCUGAUUGUCCCCCAUUGAUUACACCAAUAUCCUCCAUGGUUGUGCCAACUACUUCCAUGCAAUGCCCAGGGAGUGUGUGGACCAGGGGCUGUUCCAGGAGGCAGAAUGAAUGGAUGCAACUCCCCUUUUUCCUUGGAGAGAAGAGAGGCUGCACACCAAGCCAUCACACUUGUCUCCAUGGCCACAGGUCUCCACUGCUUGAGCAGCAGACAUUGCUACAGGGUCCAGUUGCAUUGGCCAGGAAAAUGUGUAUCCGCGGAACUGGUGGUCCUGCUGGUUGCGCCCUUGGUGUCCUCUCUCCAGCUCACUCCAGGACAUCCUCAACACUCUCCUUACCAGGGAACCAUCCUCCAAGGUGAAGGCACCGUGGUCGUUGCUUUUCCUGCUUGGGGUGCUGAUGGUGUCUGUGGCCACCAUCACCCCAUGGAGGUCCCUGGUACUGCUCCUACCCUUGGCACAUGGAGUGUAGGCCAGUGAGAGACGUGUGCUUCUGCAGAUAGGUGCUUGAGUGGCCCUGCGCCUCGGGCACGUGUCUCUUCACCAUAUCUCUGCUCCAAGGCCAUGCUAAGCCUUCUCUGCUCCGUUCCUACCAAGACCACGAAAUCCUGCUGAUGUGCAGUGACAGCUCUCACUUCUGUCCUGGAUGGGAGCAGGUCCAGCUGGCCACUAUUCUAACUCAACUCUUCAGCCUAAACCUUGAAGGCCACUUUAUAGAGUCACUUUUCACCAAGACCCCUUGCUAAAGAUCUGCUCAUCAUGUUGCCUGUGCCCUGCUACUCCUCUGCCCCAGCUCUCCAGACUCCCUUGCCUCCUUUUAGAUCAUCACCAUCCCCACUGUCCCAGCAGCAGCCAGUGCCUCUCCCAGUACUCUCCCAGAUAUGUCUAAACAAGCCAGAGCUGAAGCCCAAAACCCCCACUGAGAGUGGCAUGUCCAACCCUACCCUCAGAGGAGCUUUCUAGACUACUGAUCCUCUUCUCUCCAUCAUUCCCACCUCAGCUGGAUCAGCCUUGCUUUACCUCCAAAAGCAAUCUUGCGUCUUGCUGAGGACAUCCCCAUGACACUUGAGAUGGCUGCAUGUGGCUUCACACCAUUGCAACACCUCAACCAGCCAGCUCUGGGGUUUCCCAUGCCACCCAAUCCCUAGUGUAUCGAGGGGCUGGGAUCACAUCCAGCUGUUUGCAGAUGUUGGCUUCCCAAUAGGUUAUUCCAUGCCGGCAGUGCCACUGCUGGCAACACCAGAAACAAGCUUCUGCAUUUCCAUGAUCAGCCUGGUUCUCCCAAUGAAGGGGAUCAAUUAGAUCUGGAGCCUGGGACAACCUCUGUCACGCAGGGUUGUGUUUUUGCAGCUCUUUUAUGGAUCUGUUUUCUCAGGCAGAAAGUCUCAGCUUUCUGUCACAAAGCAAUAGGUUUUUCUAAAGAGAUUUAAAAGGGACUAUUGACUAUUCCCCUCUGAUACCUGCAGGGAAGCCAAUGUUCCUUUGAAUACCUUCACAGCUCCAGCCCUGGGCUCUCUUCCUUGGGAAAGGGAUGCGAGGUCCAGUCUGCGUCCAAAUAACCACCAAUGGUUUAAGCUUGGCGGUUCCCACUGGUCUGGAGAGCCCAAAGCUGCCCAUAUCCAGCAGGCCACGAGUCUGGGUCCCCGGGAGGUGUGGUCCAUGCCCCUCUGGUGCCCAUCCCAUGGCUGUUAUUGGGUCCCUGCAGCAGGUCUUCUCCAUCAGCUCACCCGCAUGGGAGUCACUGUGUCUCCUGGGGUAUCUGAGCUCACAGAGUCACGUUUGGUGACAACCGGACAGCAGUGGGUGACCACGACACUGGCUUUGCCAUCCCUGAGAGUCAGGCUGUCCUAGGAGCCCUCUCAGAGGAGAAGGUCCUGUUUCCUUCAUGGCUGGCACGUGGGUUCCCUUCCAGUGGCCGAAGGGAGCAAACUGUGCAUGGGCAGAGCUCCACCACCGGUGCAAAACUGCUCCAUCACCGGUGCAAAAUAUAACAAAUGCUGCACAACCAGCCAAUGUGUCUAUGCAGUCCCUUUCCACACAGCGGCGUCCCCGCAGAGCCCAGCCCAGGGCUGGAGCUCCUCCAAGGUGUCUUCGUUUGCACUCACUCGGACCUGAUAAACGCUGUGAGCCGAGAGGAAUUCCCUCUCAGUCUUUGCCUUGCACCAGGCAGUACGCUUGUGAGGGUUUCCUCGUCCUAAAAUCGAUGCAUGUUGCUUAGUCGCCCCGUCUUCUGCGUCUCGUCCUCCAGCAGAUCAAGAGGUGUGUCCCGUCCCUCACCCCCCCAAAAAAAGCAGCUCCCCAAUGGGAGAACAUCAGGUUGGCCCAGCAAACCUGCUGUCUGAUUUCACCAGCAAUAAAAGCCCCGUGGAGAAGCGGCUGGAGCUCCCCGGUGCUGCUCCACCACCGGGUGAGCUGUGUCUGUGUGUAGGACCUUCGCAUUAGACCCUCCGUCCAAUAUUUUGGACGUACCCAACUGUAAAUUCAGUCCCAGCCUUGUGCUUUCUCUCCUCUUGUUCGGUUCUUGACGCCUCGGUCUCUCUCUGCUCUUACUGUGAAUUCAAACCAGAAGUGUUCUGAACUUGACUCCGUUACUGUUUUGUUUCUGCGUUGACUGUUGCUGGUUCUCUGAACUGCGUUUAAUGAGAGUUUGAAAAAAAAACAAAUAAAAAAAUUUAAAUAAUUAUAUAUAUAUAUAUAUAUACUUAAAAAAUAAAAUA